UCAAUUCUGCAAGUGGUUCUAAUUUACUAUCGCUGUUCUCUAGCUGGUCUAAAACCGCUUUUGACCUAAAGGGACACUUUUUGGACGCCAUGGACGUUUCUCAGUUUCCAGGCAGAAAGAACAGACAAAAUGCAGACAGGGCACAGGACAAAGCAGUAGGGACAAAAUGUAUGUGAAAUGGGUUGAAACAGCAAUGAAAAAAUUGAAAUUUUUUAACAUUUUUAAAUUUCCCGCCGCCGGCAGCGCCCGUACGUCCCGACGUCACAGGGACCGGAACACAGAAGCCGGAUGCCGGCAUCGGCCGGAGGAGAUGGCCAAGGACGCUGCAGGGGACACAUCGCGGGAGCGCAGGACAAGGUAAGCUCUGCAGGGAAUCCCUAUGCAGCGCCGCAUGGUAAGCCCGAGUGUAGCUCGGGGUUACCGCUUUUGAUACAGACAU
This is a messenger RNA of Staurois parvus, 439 nucleotides long. NCBI's taxonomy places the organism in Eukaryota, Metazoa, Chordata, Amphibia, Anura, Ranidae. The record is from the annotation of a GenBank genome assembly.